Molecule: messenger RNA, 1398 nt
Organism: Oryza sativa Japonica Group (Japanese rice)
Lineage: Eukaryota; Viridiplantae; Streptophyta; Magnoliopsida; Poales; Poaceae
Molecular function (GO): nucleic acid binding
Source: RefSeq, a predicted model, not a curated record
GGGCCCCUUUGACGACGACUGGAGGCCUUUCUGCGCCGUCGAUCCAUCCAUCCGGCCUCGCCGAUCCCCAUCACCUGCGACGGCGAGCAGCGUCGCCGGCGUCCGGCUGCCUCCGCCGCAUACUCGGCUCGGUCGUCUUCUCGACCUUCACUCUCCGGAGGUCUCCUCGCUAGCCCCGCCGCGCCGAUUUCCAUCCAUCCCUCCCGCGAGGUGGGUGCCGCCGUCCUGCCGCUUCCGCCUCCGCUCCGGUUGGCUCCUGAAGUUGAUUAGGUGGUGCCAUGGGUUCAAAGGAUUCUCAAGUCGAAGCUACUUUACAAGAUGGGAACAAAGAAGAUGAAGAGGAUGAUUGGGAGGCGAUUGCAGAUCGUGGUGAAAACGAUGAGACGCUAACGCUAGCGCGUUCUCUCGAGCAGCAAGCAAAGGUUUCUCCUAGUAGUUCUUCUGAGAAAAUUAGCACUCCAUCUUCAGGGCCCAAGAGGAGGGGAAGGGGUUCGUUUCUUUACGACAAGAGUGUUCUAUACAGUGAUCAGUGUGGUCUAGAAAAUGAUAUGGAUGAACAAGAGUCUAAUGAUCAGAGUGGAUCAAAGGGCCGUGUGGAUGAGCAGAAACACAAGAGUAAUGCAGCUGCGAAACAAUAUGGGACAAGGCAUGUCCUUGUUCUUUAUGACUUCCCACCUAGCACACUCGCAGCAGAUUUGGAAAAGAUUUUCGACAAGUUUGGGGACCAUGGAGUUGCCAUUCGCUGGGUUAAUGAUACUGUUGCACUUGCAGUUUUUCGGACUCCAUCAGCUGCUAAUGAGGCACAAGCUUGUAUACCUCCAAGAUAUAAAGUGCGGCCACUAAAAGAGGAUGACGAUCUCUUGACAAAAAAUGAUGGCAUAGACCUUGAACCACCAACUCCAAGGCCGAAGACAUCUGCAAGAACAGCACAAAGGCUGAUUGCUCAUGGAAUGGGGCUAAGGCAGUUUACAAACUUCGGGUCAGACGAGCUGAAGAAACAAGAGGAGGCGAGGAGGAGUCGAAUCGCUGCUCGACAAGCUUUGCGGGACGACGCAUGGGGUUCAGAUUGACUGAUUCGCCGCCUUCAUGGAUCAUCGCCUCUAGCAGCCAGGCUGCUCCCAGGCCUGGUGCCAUUUUGUGUGACCUGUGGCUGUGGGUGCUUAAGACCAUGUCUCUGUACUUGGGUUGGUUUGUGCCGUUUCUUUCCGACAGAGAGGAACAGAGGUAGCGAUCAAGAUAUAUAGAUAAACUCGCGUCGCCCAAGCAAAUGUCAAGCAUGGCGGAGUAUGAAUUUACUGUAAGGGAAUACCCUGAAUUCUGGCGGUUUUGGUAGACCGUAAUUCCCUGGAUUGAUACGUGCUUCUUUCAGAAAUUCUGGAAAUGUGUCUUAUUUCCGUA